Echinops telfairi (small Madagascar hedgehog) is the source of this 2953-nucleotide messenger RNA. It is a transcript of the gene EPS15L1, whose product is annotated as epidermal growth factor receptor pathway substrate 15 like 1. Gene Ontology annotation, biological process: endocytosis; endosomal transport. Gene Ontology annotation, molecular function: calcium ion binding; cadherin binding. The record is from RefSeq and is a predicted model, not a curated record. The coding region runs from base 1 to 2730 and encodes 909 amino acids. Gene Ontology annotation, cellular component: plasma membrane; clathrin coat of coated pit; cytoplasm. NCBI's taxonomy places the organism in Eukaryota, Metazoa, Chordata, Mammalia, Afrosoricida, Tenrecidae. The transcript is spliced from 25 exons.
AUGACGAUCCCUGCUGGAAACCCAGUGUAUGAAUCGUAUUACAAGCAGGUAGAUCCAGCGUACACGGGGCGGGUUGGGGCGAGCGAAGCUGCACUUUUCCUGAAGAAAUCUGGACUCUCAGACAUUACCCUUGGGAAGAUAUGGGACCUGGCCGACCCAGAAGGUAAAGGGUUCUUGGACAAACAGGGCUUCUUCGUGGCAUUGAGGCUGGUGGCGUGUGCGCAGAGUGGGCAUGACGUCACCCUGAGCAACCUGACACUGAGCAUGCCGCCGCCCAAGUUUCACGACACCAGCAGCCCGCUGACGGCCGCCGUGCCUGCCACAGAGGCCCACUGGGCCGUGAGGGUGGAAGAAAAAGCCAAGUUUGACGGUAUAUUUGAAAGCCUUUUGCCCAUCAGUGGUCUGCUGUCCGGGGACAAGGUCAAGCCUGUCCUCAUGAACUCCAAGCUGCCCCUGGAUGUCCUUGGUCGGGUCUGGGACCUCAGUGACAUCGACAGGGAUGGACACCUAGACAGAGAUGAGUUUGCUGUGGCCAUGCACCUGGUGUACCGGGCGCUGGAGAAGGAGCCGGUACCCUCAGUCCUGCCCCCGUCCCUCGUGCCCCCCACCAAGAGGAAGAAGACCAUGUUCCCAGGCGCUGUGUCUGUGCUGCCCGCCAGCCCCCCGCCGAGGGACAGCCUGCGUUCCACGCCGUCCCACGGCAGUGUCAGCAGCCCCAACAGCACCGGCAGCCUGUCCCCCAAGCACAGCGCCACGCAGGCCCAGCCCGCCGUGAGCUGGGUGGUGCCGGUGGCUGAUAAGGUGCGCUUCGACGAGGUCUUCCUGAAGACGGACCUGGACCUGGACGGCUACGUGAGCGGCCAGGAGGUGAAGGACAUCUUCAUGCACUCGGGCCUGACCCAGAGCCUGCUGGCGCACAUCUGGGCCCUGGCUGACACGAGGCAAAUGGGGAAGUUAAGCAAAGACCAAUUCGCGUUAGCUAUGUAUUUCAUUCAGCAGAAGGUCAGUAAAGGCCUCGACCCCCCUCAAGUCCUCUCGCCAGACAUGGUCCCGCCCUCCGAAAGAGGCACCCCAGUCCCGGACAGCUCCGGCUCCCUGGCCUCCGGGGAGUUCACUGGCGUGAAGGAGCUGGACGACAUCAGUCAGGAGAUCGCGCAGUUACAGAGGGAGAAGUAUUCCCUGGAGCAAGACAUUCGAGAGAAGGAAGAGGCCAUCAGGCAAAAGACCAAUGAAGUUCAGGAACUGCAGAAUGACCUGGACCGGGAGACGAGCAGUCUGCAGGAGCUGGAGGCCCAGAAGCAGGAUGCUCAGGACCGCCUGGAUGAGAUGGACCAGCAGAAAGCCAAGCUCCGAGACAUGCUGAGCGACGUGCGGCAGAAGUGCCAGGAUGAGACACAGAUGAUUUCCUCGCUGAAGAUGCAGAUCCAGUCGCAGGAGUCAGACCUGCGGUCUCAGGAGGAUGACCUGAACCGGGCCAAGGCAGAGCUGGGCCGCCUGCAGCAGGAGGAGGCGCAGCUGGAGCAGAGCAUCCAGGCGGGGCGCGCCCAGCUGGAGACCAUCCUCAAGUCCCUGGCAUCCACGCAGGACGAGAUCAACCAGGCGAGAAGCAAGCUCUCUCAGUUGCACGAGCGCCAGCAGGACACCUGCCGGGGCCUCCUGCCCAGCGACGAGGUGCUCAACGGGGCGCCCGGCCUCACCGACUUGAGCGAGCGGGCCGGCUUCGGAGCCACGGUGCAGGAUGAUCCUUUCAAAAAUAAAGCCUUGUUAUUUAGCAACAAUGCUCAAGACCUACACCCGGACCCCUUCCAAGCCGAAGACCCUUUCAAAUCUGACCCCUUCAAAGGAGCUGACCCCUUCAAAGGGGACCCGUUCCAGAACGACCCUUUUGCAGAACAGCAGACAGCAUCGACAGAUCCAUUUGGAGGGGAUCCCUUCAAAGAGAGCGACCCGUUCCGGGGCUCUGCCCCAGAGGACUUCUUCAAGAAACAGUCCAAGAAUGACCCGUUUACCUCAGACCCAUUCACGAAAAACCCCUCCCUCCCUUCCAAGCUCGACCCCUUUGAGUCCAGUGAUCCUUUCUCUUCCUCCAGUGUCUCCUCAAAAGGAACAGAUCCCUUUGGAACCCUAGACCCCUUCGGAAGUGGCUCCUUCACUAGUGCUGAGGGCUUUGCCGACUUCAGCCAGAUGUCCAAGCCCCCACCUUCUGACCCGUUCACCUCCCCCUUCGGAGGAGCAGGAUUCUCAGAGGACCCCUUUAAAAGUAAACAGGACACCCCCGCUCUGCCUCCGAAGAAGCCCGCUCCUCCUCGGCCCCACCCACCCAGCGAAGCAGUGGCAGUAGGACAGAGAAGCACCGCACUGUACUCAGUGUUGGGCGGUCACAGUACACCUGUAAGCCAGCUCGGCCCGGCCGACCUUCCUGAACCCCCUGACCCCUUCCAGGCACUCGGGGCUGACAGCAGUGACCCGUUCCAAAGUAAAAAGGGGUUUGGGGACCCAUUUAGUGGAAAAGACCCCUUUGCUCCCUCCUCUGCGGCUAAGCCUUCCAAAGACUCCUCCUUGGGGCUUGCAGACUUCACCUCUUUUGGCAAUGAGGAGCAGCAGCUGGCCUGGGCCAAGCGGGAGAGCGAGAAGGCCGAGCAGGAGCGGCUGGCGCGGCUGCGGCGGCAGGAGCAGGAGGACCUGGAGCUGGCCAUCGCCCUCAGCAAGGCCGACAUGCCGGCCGUCUAGGCUGGCGCAGGGUGGGCAGGUGGGCUUGCAGAGGCAGGCACCAGGUGGACGUGCACGUCGGAGGCCCACCGCCUCGGACAUGGGACUCACCCCUUUCAUCUCGCAUCCCCCUGCUAAGGGGCCUGCAGGCACUGGGCCGGGAGAGGCCAGGCAUCCCCAUUCCCCAGAGGAGCCCCUGUACAGGGCACGGACCUGCUCCGCCGUGAGCUGCUCCCGCCCCCCC